This is a messenger RNA of Aspergillus pseudonomiae, 416 nucleotides long. RefSeq lists its product as uncharacterized. NCBI's taxonomy places the organism in Eukaryota, Fungi, Ascomycota, Eurotiomycetes, Eurotiales, Aspergillaceae. The transcript is spliced from 3 exons. The coding region runs from base 53 to 409 and encodes 118 amino acids. The record is from RefSeq and is a predicted model, not a curated record.
UUUGUCAUCUCUUCGCAUCAGGCCCUUCACCUUGUUACACAACACUGCCAAAAUGCUUGUAUACACUGGCAAGAUCAACUACGGUAGUUAUGCCCAAGAUGAGAUCAUUACUGUCAUCUUUGGUGAAAACUCCGCGACCAUGGACGAGCCGGUCAUUGCAACCUGGCAGUGGACUCAGAAUGCUGCCGGUGAAAGGAAGGCAAACUCGAUCCACAUCGGGACCCUGAACGGGUUGCGAAACCUGAACACAGGGGAGAGGCAGAUCGAGUUCCUUCAGAAUCAGGCGUCGGAGUCCUACUACUGGUUUAAGGGGCAGGUGACAGAGUCCGGUUUAACCUUGACCAUGUUUAACGAAAGGGAUGAGUUCUGUGUCGACAACAUCACUCUUGAACGUACAUAUUCAUCUUAAAGUUCCC